AUGCACGUAGAUUACUCUGUAUAUCUGGUGACUGACAACACUCCUGCCAUCCUCGGCGACCAGGAUCUUGUCGAAGUCGUUCGUGCUGCCGUAGAAGGAGGCGUCACUAUUGUUCAACUGCGUGACAAGACCAGCGACACUGCCGAGCAGAUUCGCAUUGCAAAGGCUCUUCAUGAUAUAACCAAGCCCGCCAACGUCCCGCUCCUCAUUAAUGAUAGGGUAGACGUAGCUCUGGCUGCUGGUGUUGAGGGAGUCCACAUUGGCCAAGAUGACAUCGACCUCGCAUCUGCUCGCAGACUACUCGGAAAGGACGCCAUCAUCGGUGUGACUGCAAACUCUCUAGAGGAAGCCGAGAUUGCCGCCAAAGGAGGAGCCGACUACCUGGGCGUGGGAACUGUCUUUGCUACUCCCACGAAGGAAAAUACAAAGUCUAUUAUCGGAACCUCUGGAGUCCAGCACAUUCUUUCAGCUCUGGCUCAGUCCACACCCGAGAUCAAGACAGUCUGUAUCGGUGGCAUCAAUGCGAAGAACUGCCAGCGUGUGCUCUACCAGACUGCGGCAGCCGAGAAGAGUCUUGAUGGUGUUGCCGUCGUCAGUGCCAUCAUGGCUGCCAAAGACCCGAAGAAGGCAGCCUCUGAUCUGCGCGAACUUGUUGCGAGUCCUCCUCCUUUCGCUACUUCGAUAUCUGCUCCAGCACUCUCUCACGAGGACAUUGUGCGUAGGAUUCCCGAGCUUGUCAAGCGUCUGGCCAGCAAGAAGCCUCUUUGCCACAACAUGACCAACCUGGUUGUGCAGAACUUUGCUGCAAAUGUCGCUCUGGCCGUCGGCUCGAGCCCCAUCAUGUCGAACAACAGCAUGGAAGCCAACGAUCUUGCGUCUUUUGGCGGUAGUCUUGUUAUCAACAUGGGCACCACCACCCCAGAGAUGCGUGCUCACCACUUGAACACCAUCGCAGCUUACAACAGUGUUGGCGGACCUAUCUUGCUCGACCCUGUCGGUGCAGGAGCUACUCAACAGCGUCGUGAAGGUGUUGCAGCACUGAUGCGUGGUGGCUACUUCGACGUUAUCAAGGGCAACGAGGGCGAAAUUCGCACUGUAUCUGGGGCCACUGGCUUCAAGCAACAUGGCGUGGACAGUGGUGCUUCCACCUUGAAUCUCGAUGACCGCGUCGAACUUGUCAAAUCUGUUGCAGCAAAGGAGCGUAACGUGGUCCUAAUGACUGGUGAGGUAGAUGUCAUUUCUGAUGGAAAACGCACUUUCAAGAUCGGCAAUGGACACUCAUACCUGGGCGAGAUAACCGGAAGCGGCUGCACAUUGGGCACGACGAUUGCAAGUAUGCUGGCUAUCGAGAGAGAAGACAAACUGCUCGCCGCUGUCACAGGUAUCUUGAUGUAUGAGAUCGCUGCUGAGAGGGCUGCGAAGAUGGACUCUGUCAGAGGCCCUGGCACCUUCGUCCCGGCUUUCAUCGAUGAGUUGUACGCAAUCCGCCAGGAAAGCGCAGCAGGGAACGGAGAGUGGGCCAAGGCAGCAAAGAUCGAAAGUGCUGAUAGCUGA
Aureobasidium namibiae CBS 147.97 is the source of this 1554-nucleotide messenger RNA. RefSeq names its product TMP-TENI-domain-containing protein. The record is from RefSeq and is a predicted model, not a curated record. The transcript is spliced from 3 exons. Gene Ontology annotation, molecular function: hydroxyethylthiazole kinase activity; ATP binding; thiamine-phosphate diphosphorylase activity. Gene Ontology annotation, cellular component: cytoplasm. NCBI's taxonomy places the organism in Eukaryota, Fungi, Ascomycota, Dothideomycetes, Dothideales, Saccotheciaceae. Gene Ontology annotation, biological process: thiamine biosynthetic process. The coding region runs from base 1 to 1554 and encodes 517 amino acids.